Elephantulus edwardii (Cape elephant shrew) is the source of this 1337-nucleotide messenger RNA. RefSeq names its product endothelin B receptor-like. Gene Ontology annotation, molecular function: endothelin receptor activity. NCBI's taxonomy places the organism in Eukaryota, Metazoa, Chordata, Mammalia, Macroscelidea, Macroscelididae. Gene Ontology annotation, biological process: enteric nervous system development; regulation of blood pressure; vasoconstriction. The coding region runs from base 1 to 1332 and encodes 443 amino acids. Gene Ontology annotation, cellular component: membrane. The record is from RefSeq and is a predicted model, not a curated record. The transcript has 7 exons.
AUGCAGUCGCCCCCAAGCCUGUGCGGUCGCGCCUUGGUGGCGCUGCUGCUUCUUGCAGGCUUCGUAGGUGUCUGGGGAGAGGAAAGGGCCUUCCCGCCGCCUGGGGCCACUCCAUCAAUUUCAGGGAUGGGAGAGAUCAUGACGCCUUCCUCUAGGACCUCUUGGACAAGAGGAUCUAACGCCAGCCUGCCCAGGUCCUUAGCACCUCCGCAAGCACCUACAGGUGGGAAGACGAUGGGGUACAGGCAGAGAAAUUUCUCUCCUCCCCCUUGCCAAGCACCUACCGAGAUCAAGGUCACUUUCAAGUACAUCAACACUGUAGUGUCCUGCAUCGUAUUUCUGUUGGGCAUUAUCGGGAACUCCACUCUCCUGAGAAUUAUCUACAAGAACAAGUGUAUGCGCAAUGGGCCCAACAUCUUGAUCGCCAGCCUAGCUUUAGGGGAUUUGCUGCACAUCAUCAUUGACAUCCCCAUCACUGUCUACAAGCUCUUUGCGGAAGACUGGCCUUUUGGAGUUGAGAUGUGCAAACUGGUACCUUUCAUCCAGAAAGCCUCAGUGGGAAUCACUGUGCUGAGUCUGUGUGCUCUAAGUAUUGACAGAUACCGAGCUGUUGCUUCUUGGAGUAGAAUUAAAGGAAUUGGGGUGCCAAAAUGGACAGCAGUAGAAAUUGUUUUAAUUUGGGUGAUCUCUGUGAUUCUGGCUACCCCUGAAGCCAUGGCUUUUGAUUUGAUUACGCUUGACUACAAAGGAAGUCUUCUGCGAAUUUGCAUGCUUCAUCCCAAUCAGAAAACAGCCUUCAUGCAGUUUUAUAAGAUAGCUAAAGAUUGGUGGAUAUUCAGCUUCUAUUUCUGCUUACCAUUGGCCAUUACUGCAUUUUUCUAUACCCUGAUGACCUGUGAGAUGUUGAGAAAGAAGAGUGGCAUGCAAAUUGCUUUAAAUGAUCACUUAAAGCAGAGACGGGAAGUGGCAAAAACAGUCUUUUGCCUGGUGAUCGUCUUUGCCCUGUGUUGGCUUCCCCUUCAUCUGAGCAGGAUUUUGAAGCUCACUCUUUAUGAUCAGAAUGACCCUGGCAGGUGUGACCUUUUGAGCUUUUUGUUGGUGUUGGACUAUGUCGGGAUCAACAUGGCCUCCCUGAAUUCCUGCAUUAAUCCAAUAGCCCUGUAUUUGGUGAGCAAGAGGUUCAAAAAUUGCUUUAAGUCAUGCUUGUGCUGCUGGUGCCAGUCAUUUGAAGAAAAGCAGUCCUUGGAGGAAAAGCAGUCCUGCCUGAAGUUCAAAGUUAAUGACCAUGGAUACGACAACUUCCGUUCCAGUAAUAAAUACAGCUCAUCUUGAAAGAA